CACAGUUUCAAAUAGGCAAUCCUGUUUAGUGUCGCUGAAACAGCUUGCUCUAAAUUCAAGGCAAAAGUUUCUUACCUUGGAUUAAAAGCUGGGAAGCAUAAGCCAAUGUUUGUUUUGUUCACUAAUGUACGUCCAGUGCCUAGAUCUAGUUGGUGCUUCAAAAAUAUUACAGUGAAAUGGAAGCCAGUAUUCUUAGCUCUUUGGUCUUACUUUUUAGAAUAUGUCUAAUUAAAAAAAAAUCCAAAUAAGUAGUUGCAUAUUUAGAGUGAUAUUUCAAAAGAAAACUCAUAGUUGUAGUAUCUGAAUUCAUUGUGGAUUUUUGUUUUGCUGUUCUUUGUUUUUAUCUUGCCUAGACAGUUGUCCUCUCUUCCCAACCCCUUUGUGAACUAAUUUCACCAGGUGGCACAUUUCUUAUAUACAGUUAAACUUGAAAGAAUUCAAGAACUAUAGGGUAAUACCUAUGUGUGUGGUGCAUUCUGAAAAAUGUAGAGUAGGAUUUUGCUAUAGAAGAAGUAGCCCUCAGCGACUCAUUGAAGUUACCUAUAUAGAGCACACCACCACAAGAAGCAACCAUGCCUGUGGAAGGAGGGAAAACAGAUAUGGAGAGGAUUGGGCUCUUCAGUGAGAUGGGAUAUGUUACUGUUGGUGAUAAAUAUGUGCCACAAUUUAAUCGACCGUUUAAUGAAGCUGCAAGCAAAAAUAGACAGAUGCUACCUGGGGGAUCCAAAGAGAUGUCAAAUCUCCAGGCAGGUUAUUUUGAUCCCCAUUUUGUAAGGAUUUUUGAAGGUGAAGGCUACGUAAACCUGAAUCAAGUGAGGAGACGGCAUAUGAUGGAAGAAGCCAAAAAAAAUCUAGGCAAAGCGUUCCUUCCUAGUGAUGGAGAUAAGAAGCCAUGUGGAUUAGGAAGUUACUAUGGAACAAUAGGUAGACCAGUCCCAUUUUUCAGUGCACAAUCAAAACCCAAAGAAAAAUAUGAGCCACCUGGAAAGAAUUUGUACACAAACCCAGGAAAGAAAGGAACUGGAUAUGGCUAUGCAAAUGUUACCAUAGGUAAACAGUUUUCCCACUCUGCUGAUUUCUAUGAUGCAGCAAAACUAAAUGACAAGAAAGAGAAUGAAGAACACCAUCGUUUACUUAAAGGGACACCUUUCAAAUUAAAUCUUUACCCAAGGGAAUAUUUUGAUACCAAUCCUUAUUUGUUUGAGAAACCUUUACCACCAAUUAAAAAAGCAGAGAAGAAAGAAGCACUUGCACACCCUUUUAAGCCCUCUUCUCCUGGUAAAAAGGCUGGUGGAAUGAAGGCAGGAACAUUUGAUUCUUACCCUUCACAUUCUGCUGACCCUUACGGGGUUAAAUUGACAAGCCAUAUUUCCAGCAAAGGUGCUAAGGUUUUCCAUCCACCAGGUGGACCAAAAAGCAGACCAACUGAAAGUAUAAUGACUUUGAAUGUCAAAAGGGCACUAAAUAUGAAGAACUACAAGACUGCUUCAGUACAGUCCUAUUAGCAUCUGGAAGACAAGUAGCCUUAUAAGUCCUGACUACCAAAAAUUCAUUAUCAAGUGCUCAUUACUUGAAAAAAUAUAAGAUAUUGUGGAACAAAUAGCUCAAGCAUUUAAAAGAAAUUUAGGGCUGUGACUCUAAUACUCUUCCAUCUUUUAGUACUAUUACAUAAUAAAUAGUAUUUGUUAAUAAUUUAACAUGUGCUUGCUGAUCUGUGUUUAGAUCUGUGUUUCUGAGGAGAUGUUUAGGAAUGUUUAGAAAUGUUAUAAAAUCUUGAAGUGUAGUCUGUCAUUUGAAAUAUUUUGCUCCUAACGUUAAAAAAUUGCAGGGUUGGAGGGUAGGGGUGGAAAUGGGGGCUGGAGGGGUAGAACAUGCACAGUGAAUUCUUAAUUUGCUGUUCCUUCUUGGAGGUAUUUGAAGGUUGAGUUGAUAGUUAUCCUAGUGUCAUAGCCCGUUAAAGCAUUCUUAACAUCAAAGAGAAGUAUUGAUCCAGUCAUAUUGCAUAGAUUCAUGUAUACACACAUUAUAUAGUGAGGCAGAUAGCUCAAUUUAUGUGGUAUCGUGCCUUCUAUUUGUGGCCUAUGUAGAGCAUCAGAUCAGCCAAUGGCAGCCUCAGGAUGAGCAGGGGGAAGGGAGAGUGGGGAUGUACUUUAAGUUCAGUGUCUUACAAGAAAUGGCCAGGUUUCAAAAGAUAGGUGCAGUUGGUCUGUGGUGUCCUCUCACGCUCCUCGGUAGCUGCUUAGAGCUGCCUCUCUCGUACCUGCUUCUCUAGGUCUUACCCUCUCCUUUCUCUUCACUCAUCCUACCACUUAAAAAAUAUUUGUUCUUAAAAGAUAUGAUUUAAAUACAUUACUGUAAUUCAUAGGUC
Molecule: messenger RNA, 2368 nt
Organism: Orcinus orca (killer whale)
Lineage: Eukaryota; Metazoa; Chordata; Mammalia; Artiodactyla; Delphinidae
Gene: CFAP96
Product: chromosome 21 C4orf47 homolog
Exons: 8
Coding region: 573-1505 (310 amino acids)
Cellular component (GO): centrosome
Source: RefSeq, a predicted model, not a curated record